AUGGAAGAUUUUGACUUGGGGAAACCCUCACAGAAAGCUUCAUCUUCUAUAGAAUCUGAUAUAAAAAAUUCUCCUCAUUCUCUUGGACUGAACUUAAAUACUAAUAGAAGUAGUCCCCACCUUAGUACAAAUGGGGUAUCCUCUUUCUCAGGGAAGACCAGACCAUCUGUAAUUCAAGGUACAUUUGAAGUCCUCACCUCUUUAAUGCAAGAGCUACAAAACAGUGGAAAGACUGAUUCGGAACUUUGGAAAAACUGUGAGACCAGGUGGUUACAACUAUUCACUUUGGUGGAAAAACAGUGCCAAGAGCAGAUAGUGGCUCAGCAGGAGCAAUUCCACAACCAGAUUCAACGUAUACAGGAGGAAAUAAAAAAUUUAGUCAAGUUACAGACCAAUAAUGCUUCCUGGGCUUCCUACGAUAGAAGUUCUUUAAGCAAACAAAGAUCUUCAGAAAGUCAAAUGGGUUUUUUUUCUGAAAACGGUGAGAGAAAUGAAUAUGUUAUCAGUUAUCCCAAGUCUGAAGAGUCUGAAAUGCAGCAAGAAGCAUCCUUGUCGCAACCAGACUGCAAUGUGGAUAGUAGCUCAGUGAGCAGUGGGUAUGGAACCUUUUGCGUCUCAGAACUAAACACCUACAAAUCUAAGGACGCUCAAGAUUUCAUGGAGCACAUAGAGGCUUCUGAAGGACAGUUUGAAGCACCGGUGGUACCAGCGGAGCCACUUGGAGAUGGGGUGAAAAACCAGAGUUUUUAUAUACAUCCAAAUGAAGAGUUUUGUGCUGCUUUAAAAGAAGAGACUCCCAUUUUUCCUGGUGAAUUUGAACACAGUUUUCUUGGUGAAAGUAAGAUUUCGGAAGUAUACAGUGGAAAAACAAACAAUAAAUCGAUAACAUCAUGGGCUCAAAGGCUGAAGCAGAACCAACCAAAGAGAGCACAUAAAGAAGAGGGGUACUCAAAAUCUAUGCAAGGAGAUGAGCAAACCAAGAAAUCCCCAAUUGAGAAAUCUGAUUUCACUGCUGAUACACAUUCUCGAGUUUUUUACUUCAACAAACCAGAUGAGGGUCCAAAUUCUUGGAUGUCUGAAUCAGGAACAGGACUGACUUACUGGAAACUGGAGGAGAAGGACAUGUAUCACUCUUUGCCUGAGACUUUAGAGAAGACAUUUGCACCAGCCUCCUCCACGGAUAUAUCACCAAGCCAGUCUAAUACUAGUAAUGAGAUGAAGCCACCAUCAUUGAAGGAUAUUUAUCAUAGAAAACAAAGGGAAAACAAGCAGUUACCUGAGAGGAAUCUCACUUCUGCUUCCAACCCAAAUCAUCCGCCAGAGGUAUUGACUCUGGACCCAACGUUACACGUGAAGCCAAAUCAGAUUUCAGGGAUUCAACCACAUGGCUUUUUGAAUGCUCUUGAUGACAGACUAUCCUUUUCACCGGACUCUGUUCUAGAACCUAGUCUCUCUAGUCACUCUGACAUAGACUUGUUUUCACAAGCAAGUCAUAUCACUUCUCAGUUAUCUGGUUUCCCAAAAUAUCCUAUAGAUGCAAAAAUUUCGCCAGUGGAAUCUUGGAAAAAUCAUGCAUUCCGAAAUGAGAGUAGGACCAGUUCCACAUUUCCUUCAGUAUAUACAGUUGGUAGUAACGACAUCUCAGUCAGCACUGUAGAUGAAGAAAAUCCUGUCCUGGGACCGCCUGUCUCAGUCAGUCAGUCCCAGCUUCCAGGUACAGCCAAUGGAGUCCCAGAAUGCAUUUCACUGACUUCCCUGGAGGAUCCUGUGGUAUUGUCUAAGAUUAGGCAGAACCUGAAGGAAAAGCAUGCUCGACACAUAGCAGACCUUCGAGCUUACUAUGAAUCAGAAAUAAAUAGUUUGAAACAGAAACUGGAGGAAAAAGAAAUUUCUGCAGCUGAAGACUGGAAGAAAACCAAUCAAAUUCUUGUAGACAGAUGUGGCCAGUUAGAGAGUGCUCUGAAUGAAGCUACUAGUUGUGUGAGAACACUUGAAAAUAAGAAUAAUUUACUGGAAAGAGAAGUGAGUGAUUUCAGAGAACGCUUCAACGCAGCCAGCAGUGCCUCCAAAAUUCUGCAGGAACGAAUUGAAGAAAUGAGAACAAGUAAUAAGGAAAAAGAUAAUACCAUUAUUCGCCUGAAAUCUAGACUUCAGGAUUUGGAAGAGGCAUUUGAGAAUGCUUACAAACUCUCAGAUGAUAAAGAAGCAAGACUAAAACGAGAACACAAAAUGUUUCAAGAUCUUUUAGGAGAGUAUGAAUCCCUUGGAAAAGAACACGAAAGAGUAAAGGAUACAUUAAAUAUAACUGAGAACAAAUUGCUUGAUGCACAUACUCAGAUUUCUGAUUUGAAAAGGACAGUUUCAAAACUUGAAGCUCAAGUCAAGCAAGUAGAGCGUGAAAAUAUGCUAAGUCUCCGUCAUAACUCUGAAACUCCCAGGAGGCCCUCACAUGCCAACACACUGGCGGGCUCAGACGUCAGUCGGAGGAAGUGGCUGAUCCCGGGAGCGGAGCAUUCCAUCUUCACUGGGCAGCCCCUGGACACCAAGGUGGACAGCCAGCUGGAGGACACCUGCCUUCCUGGGUACCAUUCUUCUCUGGAAAAGGAUCUUUCACCUGGAAGUUCACCAAGUUUAUUGAUAAAAAAGCAGAGAGAGACUUUAGACACACCAAUCAUGAAAGCUUUGAAAGAACUUGAUGAAGAAAAAGUAUUUAAAAACCGGGGCACACAGACAGAGAAAGAGGAUGCCUCAAAUAAAUUGGUGAAUCCUCGGCCAACUGACUCUUUAGUCAAUGCAAGUCGGUCCCCAGAGAAAGGUGCCCAGCAAAGACAAAAGAGGUUUAAUUCUGCUUCACAGAGAUCAUCAUCUUUGCCACCUUCAAAUCGUAGAUCGAAUACUCCAACAAAAAGAGAGAUUAUGUUAACACCAGUGACCGUGGCGUAUAGUCCAAAGCGAUCCCCUAAAGAAAACUUGUCCCCAGGAUUUAGUCAUCUACUUAGCAAAAACGAAAGCAGCCCGAUUAGAUUUGAUAUACUUUUGGAUGAUUUAGAUACUGUUCCUGUGUCUACUGUACAACGUUCCAAUCCAAGGAAACAACUCCAGUUUCUUCCUCUAGAUGACUCAGAAGAAAAAAAAUACUCAGAAAAAGCCACUGACAUCCAUGUUAAUCAUAGCUCUUCCCCCGAACCGUUGCCAAAUGGAGCGAAGAAAGUCUCUGUGAGACCAGCCUGGGAGAAGAACAAGUCAGUUAGCUAUGAACAGUGUCAGCCUGUCUCCACAGCACCACAGGGUAACAAUUUUGAGUAUACAGCCAAGAUAAGGACCCUAGCUGAAACGGAACGGUUUUUUGAUGAACUUACAAAAGAAAAAGACCAGAUCGAGGCAGCACUAAGCCGAAUGCCUUCUACUGGAGGACGAGUCACUUUGCAGACAAGAUUAAAUCAGGAAGCCUUGGAAGAUCGUUUGGAGAAGAUUAAUCGAGAGCUGGGUUCUGUUCGCAUGACGUUAAAGAAAUUCCAUGUUUUGCGCACCUCUGCAAAUCUUUGA
Molecule: messenger RNA, 3546 nt
Organism: Rangifer tarandus platyrhynchus (Svalbard reindeer)
Lineage: Eukaryota; Metazoa; Chordata; Mammalia; Artiodactyla; Cervidae
Source: the annotation of a GenBank genome assembly